AUGCCGAUUAAAAUAUUGCUAGCCCGUCAAGUAUUCGAUUCAACAGGAGUUCCUACUGUAGAGGUAGACAUGGUAACCGAGCUUGGGCUGUUUCGUGUAGGCGUCCCAAGUACUGAUGCUAAAAAGAUCGCUGAGGCUGUACAAUUGCGUGACAAUAACCCCGCGGAGUACAUGGGUAGAGGGGUAAGCAAUGCCGUUAAAAACAUUAAUACUAUUAUUGGGCCUGAACUCAUAAAGCAAAAUUAUGAAGUCACUAUGCAAAAGGAGAUCGAUCAGUUCAUGCUAGCACUCGACGGUACCGAAAACAGGUCAAGACUCGGGGCUAAUGCUAUCAUGUGCGUGUCCAUGGUUGUGGCCAAGGCUGGGGCAGCGAAAAAAGGGAUGCCACUGUACAGACACAUUUCCGAUAUGGCGGAUGUAACGAGCAUAAUAAUGCCAGUCCCACAUUUUAGCAUUUUGACGGGAGGUAUUCUUGCAUCUAACGAGCUACCUUUUCAAGAAUAUUUAAUAAUGCCCACUGGUGUAUCGUCGUUUUCUGAAGCAAUGCGCCUCGGUACUGAUAUAUACCAAUAUGUCAAGAAUAUAAUCAAAUCAAAAUAUAAAGUUGAAGCAACUUAUGUCAGCGAUACUGGCGGCUUCUCCAUACCGUUGCGAAGUAACAGAGAUGCGCUUAUUGUAUUGACGGACGCUAUCAAACAGUGCGGAUACGGAGGGAAAGUUGAGAUUGCUAUAAACGCUGCCGCUUCAGAUUUAUUAAAAGAUGGCGCCUACGAUUUGGAAUUUAAAAAUACUAAUACAAAUCCGCAAGAUUACAUGUCUUCUGACAAGCUCGCAGAAUUAUAUCUCGAAAGCAUGAAGGAGUUCCCGCUGUGCUCCAUCGAGGAUGCAUUUGAUUAUGAUGAUUGGGCUGCGUGGUCCACUUUGACCUCGCGAACGCAAGCUCAGUUAUUCGGGAACGAUUUGACUCAGACAAAUCUACGCAGAGUUGGCCUAGCCGUGGAGAAAAGAGCGGGAAAUACUUUAGGGUUACGAUUAAAUCAAUCGGCUACUCUCACGGAAUUAAUAGAUGUUUUUAAAUUGAUGAAAUCAAAUGGUUUCGGCGUAGUGGUCUGUGACAGAUGGGGGGAUACGGACGACCUCUUCCUAGCUGAUUUGGUUGUCGGGCUAUCGGCGGGUCAGAUUAAGUGUGGUGCCCCAGCAAGAUCUGAACGCAUAGGCAAAUAUAAUCAAAUUUUGCGUAUAGAGGAGGAGUUAGGCGCAUUAGCUAAAUAUGCAGGCAAAAAUUACCGCGGACAAAAU
Iphiclides podalirius (scarce swallowtail) is the source of this 1299-nucleotide messenger RNA. The record is from the annotation of a GenBank genome assembly. NCBI's taxonomy places the organism in Eukaryota, Metazoa, Arthropoda, Insecta, Lepidoptera, Papilionidae.